AUGCCACCGUCACCGUCAGACCGGAGCAGCGACUCGUCCGGCGGGGACUUGAUAUACACGCCUGCUGGGACCGAGUCACCUUUACCUCAGCAUCCCUUUUCUCGAGCCUCCGUGCGUCCUGCGAGCCCCUUGCGGUUGACGUCGCUCCCCAAGCCCAUCAAGGAAGAAUUUCGUGCAGACCGCCAGUACGGCAAAGGGGUGCACUUUGAAUCCGAUGCCGAACCCGAAGAAGACGGUGAAGACGACGACGAACAAAUGGCAGGACGGACAAGCAUGCACCGGCCCACGGGACCCGAGUCGCACGAACCCUUGUUAGGAGAAGACAAACAGUCGUUAAGAGGCAGGCCCGCGAGUCCCCAUGAAGCCGGCUCAGCACGACUGCCGCCCUCGCGGCGGAGCACGUUCCGCUCGCGGUCGCCCUCAUACACGCACUCGGAGGACAUGGUGCGGCGAAAAUACGUCUACGCCUCGUUCUUCCUCGUGCUGUCGCUCGUGUCGUUUGUCGUCCAGACCGAGACGGCCGUCUACAUCCAGCACGAACUGGGUUGGAACAAGGCCUACUGCAUGAUGUACCUGACGCACGGGUCGUGGAUCUUCCUGUGGCCCAUCCAGCUCGUCUUCCUGCGCAUCCAGAAACGCAAGCUCUCGUGGCCGGCCUUCUGGCGCAGGCACGUCUACCUGGUCCGCAGCACGGCGCAGAUGGUGCGCUCGCAGGAACUGCACCAACACCUGUCCAAGUCCCAGACCAUGACCUCGCCGUGGCCAUACAUGAUCAAGACCACCGCCUUCAUCACCACCUUUCUCACCAUGGCCGGCGGUUCGUGGUACGUGGCCGUCAACCUGACCUCCCCGUCCGACCUGACGGCCAUCUACAACUGCUCCGCCUUCUUCGCGUACGUGUUCAGCAUCAUGCUCCUGAACGACAAGCUCCGCUUCGACAAAGCCCUCUCGGUGGGCCUGGCCAUCAUCGGCGUCCUGGUCGUCGCGUACGGCGACAAGGACGACAGCACGCCCGGGCCGGGCAAAUCCAACCCGGGCGCCGAAAAGGGCUUCGGCACCAAACUCGUAGGAAACAUCGUCAUCGGGAUUGGGUCCGUGGCCUACGGCUUCUACGAGGUGCUGUACAAGAAAUUCGCAUGCCCGCCCGAGGGCACCAGUCCCGGACGGGGCAUGAUCUUUGCAAACUCCUUCGGCAGCAUGGUCGGCCUGUUCACGCUGACCGUGCUCUGGAUCCCGAUUCCCAUUUUGCACUGGACGGGGCUCGAGACGUUCGAAUUCCCCAGGGGCCAGGCGGCCUGGCUUCUCUCCAUUAGCACGCUUUCCAACGCCAUCUUCUCCGGCAGCUUCCUCGUCCUCAUGUCGCUCACGUCGCCUGUCCUGUCGUCCGUCGCGGCUCUGCUGACCAUUUUCCUCGUCGGCAUUACCGACUGGAUCAUCACGGGCAAACCGUUGAGCGCGGCCGCCUUGUCCGGGUGCGGCCUCAUCAUCGUGGCCUUUGUCAUGUUGAGCUGGGCCACGUAUCGGGAAAUGAAAAUGGACGAGGCAAAGCGCGAGGGCGAGGAGGAUAAAGUCUUUGACGAUGACGAUGAAGACGAGAUGCCUGACGAUGAAGGGGCCAGCGCGCGUCGAAGAGACAGUUGA
Messenger RNA from Cladophialophora yegresii CBS 114405, 1641 nucleotides. RefSeq lists its product as uncharacterized. The record is from RefSeq and is a predicted model, not a curated record. Lineage: Eukaryota; Fungi; Ascomycota; Eurotiomycetes; Chaetothyriales; Herpotrichiellaceae. The coding region runs from base 1 to 1641 and encodes 546 amino acids. Gene Ontology annotation, cellular component: membrane. The transcript has a single exon.